Glycine soja is the source of this 1847-nucleotide messenger RNA. Its product is annotated as calcium-dependent protein kinase 2-like. Lineage: Eukaryota; Viridiplantae; Streptophyta; Magnoliopsida; Fabales; Fabaceae. The record is from RefSeq and is a predicted model, not a curated record. Bases 55 to 1596 code for a protein of 513 amino acids. Gene Ontology annotation, biological process: protein autophosphorylation; intracellular signal transduction; peptidyl-serine phosphorylation. Gene Ontology annotation, molecular function: calcium-dependent protein serine/threonine kinase activity; calcium/calmodulin-dependent protein kinase activity; ATP binding. Gene Ontology annotation, cellular component: cytoplasm; nucleus. The transcript is spliced from 8 exons.
CAAGAAGCGAAUGGCCAAUGCAAGUUGAGUUUGCUUAACCAAAAAUCCUCUGGCAUGAAAAUGGGAGUGGGGUUCUCUAAGGUGUUAACAAAGAAACCAGAGCAUGAAAUUCCCAUUAAUGCCUCCCCAGAUUACACUCCUCAACUGACCUACAAACAACCAAGGAAAAACCUUCUAAUUGCACCUCCACUUCCACUUCCUCCUCCUAAGCCUACCGAAUGUUGUUCACAAACAGAACCAGUUCUAGGGAAACCUUACGUUAAAAUAAAGCAAAUGUACGAGAUGAAGGAAGAGCUGGGAAGAGGAAAAUUUGGAGUGACUUAUCUGUGUGUAGAGAAGGCCACAGGACGAGCGUAUGCAUGCAAAUCCAUAGCAAAGAAGAAGCCGCCACAAGAAAUGGAGGAUGUGAGAAUGGAGGUUGUGAUUCUGCAGCAUCUUUCGGAGCAACACAACAUAGUGGAAUUCAAGGGAGCUUAUGAGGACAGGAAGAACGUGCACCUUGUCAUGGAGCUGUGUAGUGGGGGUGAACUCUUCGACCGCAUCGUUGCCAAAGGGAACUACACCGAGCGUCAAGCCGCCAAAAUCAUGAGACAGAUUGUGAAUGUGGUUCAUGUCUGUCAUUUCAUGGGUGUCAUGCAUCGAGACCUCAAGCCAGAGAAUUUCUUGUUCGCCACCAAGGACGAGGAUGCCCCAUUGAAACUCACCGAUUUUGGAUCCUCUGUCUUCUUUCACAAAGGUAAAGUAUGCACAGAUUUUGUUGGAAAUGCAUAUUACGUGGCUCCAGAGGUUUUGAAACGGAGUCAUGGAAAGGAGAUAGAUGUCUGGAAUGCAGGAGUCAUUUUGUACAUUCUCUUGAGUGGGGUGCCUCCAUUUUGGGCUGAAACUGAGAAAGGCAUAUUUGAUGCUAUUUUGGGAGGAAAGUUAGAUAUGGAUAGCGAGCCAUGGCCUUCUAUUUCAGAAGCUGCAAAAGAUUUGGUUAGAAAAAUGCUGACUUGCGACCCUAAGGAACGCAUUACAGCUGCUGAUGCCCUCGAACACCCUUGGUUGAAGGAAGGUGGUGAAGCAUCAGACAAGCUUCCAGACAGUGCUGUUUUAAUUAGGAUGAAACGGUUUAGAGCAAUGAACCAGAUGAAGAAGCUUGCUCUGAAGGUAAUAGCAGAAAAUAUUUCAGAGAAAGAAACAAAGGGCCUGAUACAAAUGUUCAACAAUAUGGAUACUGAUGGCAGUGGCACAAUCACAUUUGAAGAACUCAAAUCUGGAUUGUUUAGAUUGGGUUCCCUGGUUAAUGAAUCUGAAAUGAAGCAGCUAAUGGAUGCUGCUGAUAUUGACAAGAGUAGGACUAUUGACUACUUUGAAUUCAUUGCUGCCACUAUGGAUCGGCAUAAAGUGGAAAAGGAAGAGAGUUUGUUCAAGGCUUUUCAAUACUUUGACAAGGAUAACAAUGGUUACAUAACAAGAGAUGAACUUAGAGAAGCAAUAACUGAACACCAGGGAGAUGAAGCUGCUAUAGAUGAAGUCUUCAACGAUGUUGACUCUGACAAAGAUGGGAAAAUUGAUUAUCACGAGUUUAUGACCAUGAUGAAAAAUGAAUGCUAAAUAACAAUGACAACAAGAAGUUCAGCUCAUUGGCAUCAACUUUUUGUUACCUUGUGUAAUUUUUGCUUGCUGUCAGAGAUCGAAUCACUCUUGAAUUGAUCAACCUGUGCACUUUAUGUAAAAUUUUAUGCCACUUGAAACGCAAAAACCUUGUAUGGCUUUUUGUCUAGAAGAUGUAUAAACAAUGCAAAACUACAAGGAACCUGUAAUUCCAAUACCCACUUAUGCUAGCAUGAAAGUUGAUUCGUUUC